Messenger RNA from Cornus florida, 3427 nucleotides. RefSeq names its product auxin response factor 8-like. The record is from RefSeq and is a predicted model, not a curated record. Gene Ontology annotation, biological process: regulation of DNA-templated transcription; response to hormone. NCBI's taxonomy places the organism in Eukaryota, Viridiplantae, Streptophyta, Magnoliopsida, Cornales, Cornaceae. Bases 634 to 3123 code for a protein of 829 amino acids. Gene Ontology annotation, molecular function: protein binding; DNA binding. The transcript is spliced from 14 exons. Gene Ontology annotation, cellular component: nucleus.
GAGAGAGAGAGAGGAGCCUAGUUCCACAGUGACACACACCUCUUUCUCUCUCUACCCUCUCUCUCUUUCUCUCUCUAACUUCCACUGUUUGCUACCAGGUCGAGCUUAGCUUGGUCUGUGUUCCCUAUAAAAAGAAAAAGGUGUAGACCUUGUGCAUCUAUCUUUUUCUCUCGUCGUCGACAGUGAUUGGCCACAGCAAAAGCUUCGAGCUCGGUCAUGGCGGUGUCGGAGGACGUGUGGUGUUCAGAGCUCGGCUGAUGUCAUCAUCACUCACUCCCUUUCGCUUUUUAGGGUUUUGAUUUGCUGAAUAAAGCUGAGCAAGUACUGAAAUUGGGAAUCCCCAAUGGCUUAGGCUUUGCAUGUGGCUUGGGAUUUCCAAUUGUAGGGCCUGAGUUGGUGUUUUUCGCUGUUAUAUAUCAAAUGUAUGUGAAUUGCUCGGACUAGCAGAGCGGAGCUUAAUUGAAGAGAGGAGGAGCUUGCUGAAGACAAGGAAGACAAAAGUUUAGGGCUUGAGAUCAUGACAGCCAUAAGUGUGGGUUUUUGAGCUGAAAUUUUUAUACUAUAAUUGAUUGUAAUAUAUAUAUAAAUAAAGAAAUAUGAAGCUUUCAACAUCAGGGUUUGGUCAGCAAGCUCAUGAAGGGGAGAAGAAAUGUCUCAAUUCAGAGCUAUGGCAUGCCUGCGCUGGCCCUCUUGUGUCUUUACCAACAGUUGGUAGUCGCGUGGUCUACUUCCCUCAGGGUCACAGUGAGCAGAAUUGGAAGCCAGGUUGCUGCUACAACUAACAAAGAAAUUGAUGCGCACAUACCCAACUACCCGAAUUUGCCGCCCCAGUUGAUAUGUCAACUCCACAAUGUGACAAUGCAUGCAGACGUGGAAACAGAUGAAGUAUAUGCUCAAAUGACCUUACAGCCCUUGACAUCGCAAGAACAAAAAGAUACAUAUAUUCCUGUCGAGCUGGGGAUUCCAAGCAAGCAACCAACAAAUUAUUUCUGCAAGACAUUAACAGCAAGUGAUACUAGUACCCAUGGAGGGUUCUCUGUUCCUCGUCGUGCUGCAGAGAAAGUUUUCCCUCCUCUGGAUUUCUCUCAGCAACCACCUGCUCAGGAGCUUAUAGCAAGGGAUCUUCAUGAUUCUGAGUGGAAGUUUAGGCAUAUUUUCCGCGGACAGCCAAAACGGCAUCUUCUUACUACAGGCUGGAGUGUGUUUGUCAGUGCCAAGAGACUUGUUGCUGGGGAUUCCGUUCUUUUUAUCUGGAAUGAGAAAAAUCAGCUUCUUUUGGGAAUUCGCCGUGCUACUCGUCCACAAACUGUGAUGCCGUCGUCUGUUCUAUCAAGUGAUAGCAUGCACAUUGGACUACUUGCAGCCGCAGCUCAUGCUGCUGCAACUAAUAGCUGUUUCACCAUUUUUUAUAAUCCAAGGGCCAGUCCAUCUGAGUUUGUCAUACCCCUUUCGAAGUAUGUGAAAGCUGUAUUUCAUACACGUGUUUCUGUUGGGAUGCGCUUUAGGAUGCUUUUUGAAACUGAAGAAUCAAGUGUCCGCAGGUACAUGGGUACAAUAACUGGCAUUGGCGACUUAGAUCCUGUACGUUGGCCAAACUCUUAUUGGAGAUCUGUCAAGGUUGGCUGGGAUGAAUCAACUGCAGGUGAGAAGCAGCCAAGGGUGUCAUUGUGGGAAAUUGAGCCUUUGACCACUUUUCCCAUGUACCCAUCAUUGUUUCCCCUCCGGCUGAAACGGCCUUGGUAUCCUGGAGCCUCAUCUUUUCAAGAUAGAAGAGAUGAAGCAGCUAAUGGCAUGAUGUGGUUCAGAGGAGAAACUGGAGAGCAAGGACUCCACCCCAUGAAUUUUCAGUCUGUUGGUAUGUUACCCUGGAUGCAGCAGAGAGUGGAUUCAACCUUUCUCGGAAACGAUCUCAAUCAGCAGUACCAGGCCAUGUUGGCAGCUAAUUUGCAGAAUUUAGGAAGCGGGGAUUCUGCGAAACAGCACUUUAUGCAGCUUCAGCAGCCUUUCCAAUAUCUUCAGCAUUCAGGCAACCUUCCAAUGUUGCAGCAGCAGCAAUUAAUGCAGCCGUCAAUCCCUCCGCAUAUUCUUCCAACACAAAACCAAAUGCUGUCAUCAGAGAACCUGCCUAGACAUCUCCAGCAACAAGUUAACAAUCCACCUGAAGAACGUUCGCAGCACCAUAUUAAUCAAGAGGCAUUUCUCAGUCGAAGUGAUCAGCUGCAGCAGAGGCAGCAUACCGAUUCCUUAUCUCCAUUUCCAAAAACUGAUUUCCCAAAUUCAAGCCCAAAACAUUUAGCGUCUAUGAGUCCUUCUGUACAAAACAUGCUGGGUUCACAGUGUCUUGAGGGGAGUGGUAAUCUUUCGAAAUUCUCUAGAACUGGUCAGUCCAUGAUCAGUGAGCAGCCAUCCCAACAACCCUGGGCAUCAAAAUUUGCACGUUCACAGUCCAAUAUUUCUGCCAACUCAGUGUCACUCCCCCCUUAUCCUGGGAACGGUGGUACUGUGGAGCAGGAAAAUUGUAACUUGGACUCCCCAAAUCAUGCUCUUUUCGGUGCUAAUAUUGACUCAUGUGGACUCCUACUUCCAACUACAGUAUCAAAUACUGGCACUUCAAUCGAUACUGAUGUUUCCUCGAUGAGAUUAGGGGCUGCAGGUUUUCAGAGUCCUCUGUAUGGUUGCACGCAAGACUCUUCUGAGUUGUUGAAUGCUGCAUUGCAAGUUGACCCACCAAACCCCUCAUGUACAUUUGUGAAGGUUUACAAAUCAGGAUCGGUUGGACGGUCACUGGACAUAUCUCGGUUCAACAGCUAUCAUGAGCUGCGAGAGGAGCUGGGAAGGAUGUUUGGGAUUGAGGGAUUACUGCAAGACCCUCAAAGAUCAGGCUGGCAGCUUGUAUUCGUUGAUAGGGAGAACGAUGUGCUUCUCCUUGGAGAUGACCCGUGGGACGCAUUCGUGAAUAACGUCUGGUACAUCAAGAUACUCUCUCCCGAGGAUAUGCACAAACUGGGAAAGGAAGAGUUUGACUCAUUCAACCAUAAUGCCGGUGGGAUGAUGAAUGCCAGUGGCAAUGAUGUUCGAGAUCUUGUUUCAGGACUACCAUCUUUGGGCUCACUUGAAUACUAAUAAUGGCAAUGAGCGACGUGGCAAUAUUCCCACAACAGUUUGCUGCGAAUAGUAUUUCCAGGAGUCAGACUUCUUUCUUUAUGCAUUUUCUUGGUGUGCCCACCGCUACUUAUUUCCAAUGCAUUGUUUAGUGAAGUGUUUUUCACAGCACAUUAAUUCUUGUGUAGUUAUUCUAAUGAACAUGAGAAUCAUGGAUUUAUAUGUAAUUAUCAGACUUGGAUAUAAGAACUAGAAGAUAAAGACCAUAUGUAUUCAACCUAGAAAUUUAUCUAAAACUAAACCGUCGAAUGUUGUUGUUGUAAAA